This is a messenger RNA of Paramecium sonneborni, 196 nucleotides long. The record is from the annotation of a GenBank genome assembly. NCBI's taxonomy places the organism in Eukaryota, Ciliophora, Oligohymenophorea, Peniculida, Parameciidae.
AAAUGUAUUAUUAGAUUCUGAAGGUCAUAUAAAGAUUAUAGAUUUUGGUUUAUGCAAGACUAAUAUUAAUGAAGGAGAUUUCACUACAACUUUAUGUGGCACUUUUGAUUAUAUGGCUCUCGAAAUCUAUUUAAAAAGGUAUUAUUUAUAUAUCAAUUAUAAGGGUCAUAAUAAAUCUGCUGAUUGGUAUUCUUUA